Molecule: messenger RNA, 3081 nt
Organism: Carlito syrichta (Philippine tarsier)
Lineage: Eukaryota; Metazoa; Chordata; Mammalia; Primates; Tarsiidae
Gene: ERAP2
Product: endoplasmic reticulum aminopeptidase 2
Exons: 19
Coding region: 183-3065 (960 amino acids)
Biological process (GO): proteolysis; peptide catabolic process
Cellular component (GO): cytoplasm
Molecular function (GO): metalloaminopeptidase activity; peptide binding; zinc ion binding
Source: RefSeq, a predicted model, not a curated record
AAUAGAAAGUGAAAGCAGAAAUAAAUGCCCCUCCCUUCACAUCUGCAACAGCGUGGAUUAAGAUUAAAUUCAUUUAUUGAAAAUAUUGUUCAGGUCCUGUGUGACAUAAUUGGUGCCAAUGCAGUUAUGAAGAACUGUGAGAUUAGCCUGGAUAUGUACCUGUCUUCUAGAGGAUAGACUUCAUGUUCCAUUCUUCUGCAAUGGUUAAUUCACACAGAAAACCAAUGUUUAAUAUUCACAUAGGAUUGUACUGCUUAGCAGUCAUCUUGCCCAGAAUAUGUAUUUGUUCUCAGUUCUCAAAACCAUCAAGUUAUCAGUUCAGUAAGAAUUCUGGGGGUUUCCCAGUAGCCACCAAUGGGGAACCAUUUCCUUGGCAGGAGCUAAGGCUCCCCAACAUGGUCAUUCCCCUCCACUACGACCUCUUUGUCCACCCAAAUCUCACCUCUCUGGACUUUGUUGCAUCUGAGAAGAUUGAGGUCUUGGUCAGAGAUGCCACCCAAUUUGUCGUCUUGCACAGCAAAGAUCUUGAAAUCAUGAAUGCCACCCUCCAGUCAGAGGAAGAUUCGAGAUACAUGAAACCAGGAAAAAAGCUGAAUGUUUUGAGUUAUCCUGCUCAUCAACAAAUUGCACUGCUGGUUCCAGAGAAACUCAUGUCUGAUCUGAAAUACUAUGUGACUAUUGACUUCCAGGCCAAGUUAGCAGAUGGCUUUGAAGGGUUUUACAAAAGUACAUACAGAACUCUGGGUGGUGAAACAAGAAUAAUUGCUGUAACGGAUUUUGAACCAACCCAGGCACGUGUGGCUUUCCCUUGCUUUGAUGAGCCAUUGUUCAAAGCCAACUUUUCAAUCAAGAUUAGGAGAGAGAGCAGGCACAUCGCACUAUCCAACAUGCCAAAGGUUAAGACUAUUGAACUUGAAGGAGGCCUCUUGGAAGAUCACUUUGAAACUACUGUCAAAAUGAGUACAUACCUUGUAGCCUACAUAGUUUGUGAUUUCACCCCUGUGAGUGGCACAACCUCAUCAGGGGUCAAGGUGUCCGUCUAUGCAUCCCCAGACAAAUGGAGUCAAACACAUUAUGCUCUGGAGGCAUCACUGAAAUUGCUUGAUUUUUAUGAGAAGUACUUUGAUAUCAACUAUCCACUCCCCAAACUGGACCUAAUUGCUAUUCCUGACUUUGGGCCUGGAGCCAUGGAGAAUUGGGGCCUCAUUACAUAUAGAGAGACGUCACUGCUUUUUGAUCCCAAGGCCUCUUCUGCUUCCGAUAAACUAUGGGUCACCAGAGUCAUAGCCCAUGAACUAGCACAUCAGUGGUUUGGCAACCUGGUUACGAUGGAAUGGUGGAACGAUAUUUGGCUCAAUGAGGGUUUUGCAAAUUACAUGGAACUUAUCUCUGUGAAUGCUACGUAUCCAGAGCUGCAAUUUGAUGAUGAUUUUUUGAAUGUGUGUUUUGAAGUAAUUACAAGAGAUUCGUUGAAUUCAUCUCGCCCUAUCUCUAAGCCAGCAGAAACUCCUACUCAAAUACAGGAAAUGUUUGAUGCGGUUUCCUACAACAAGGGAGCUUGUAUUUUGAAUAUGCUCAAGGAUUUUCUGAGUGAGGAGAAAUUCCAGAGAGGUCUAAUUAGCUACUUAAAGAAGUUCAGCUAUAGAAAUGCGAAGAAUGAUGAUCUGUGGGGCAGUCUGUCAAGUAGUUGUGUAGAAGGUGAUUUUAUGUCUGGAGGAGUUUGUUAUUCUGAUUCCAAGAUGACAAGUAACAUGCUCACAUUUCUAGGGGAAAAUGUGGAGGUCAAAGAGAUGAUGACUACGUGGACUCUCCAGAAAGGAAUCCCCCUCGUGGUGGUUAAACAAGACGGGCGUUCACUCAGACUACAACAGGAGCGCUUCCUGAAGGGGGUUUUCAAAGAGGACCCUGAAUGGAGGUCCCUGCAGGAAAGGUACCUGUGGCAUAUCCCACUGACCUACUACACGAGUUCCUCUAAUGUGAUUCACAGACACAUUCUAAGAUCAAAAACAGAUACUCUGGAUUUACCUGAAGAGACCAGUUGGGUAAAAUUUAAUGUAGACUCAAACGGCUAUUACAUCGUUCAUUAUGAAGGGCAAGGAUGGGACCGACUCAUUGCUCAGAUGAAUCAGAACCACACACUUCUCAGACCUAAGGACAGAAUAGGUCUCAUUCAUGAUGCGUUUCAGCUGGUUAGUGCAGGAAGGCUGACCCUGGACAAAGCCCUCGACAUGACGCGCUAUCUCCAACACGAAACAAGCCGCCCUGCACUUCUCAAAGGUCUGAGAUACUUAGAGUUGUUUUACCACAUGAUGGACAGAAGGAAUAUUUCAGAUGUCUCUGAAAACCUCAAGCGUUACCUUCUCCAGUAUUUUAAGCCAGUGAUUGACGCGCAAAGCUGGAGUGACAAGGGCUCGAUCUGGGACAGGAUGCUCCGUUCUGCCCUCUUGAAGCUGGCCUGUGAUCUGAACCAUGAUCCCUGCAUCCGGAAGGCAGCUGAACUCUUCUCUCAGUGGAUAGAAUCGAAUGGAAAAUUAAAUAUUCCAACAGAUGUUUUAAAGAUUGUGUAUUCUGUGGGUGCUCAGACAAUAGCAGGAUGGAAUUACCUUUUAGAGCAAUAUGAACUGUCAAUGUCAGGGGCUGAAAAAUACAAAAUUCUAUAUGGAUUGUCAACGAGCAAACAUCAGGAAAAGUUAGUGAAAUUAAUUGAGCUAGGAAUGGAAGGAAAGGUUAUCAAGACACAGGACUUGGCAGCUCUCCUUCAAGCGAUUGCCAGGAAUCCAAAGGGACAGCAAUUAGUCUGGAAUUUUGUAAGAGAAAAUUGGACCCAUCUCCUAAAAAAAUUUGGCUUGGGCUCAAUUGCCAUGAGAACAAUCAUCUCUGGCACAACAUCUCACUUUUCUUCCAAGGAUGAGUUGCAAGAGGUGAAACUAUUUUUUGAAUAUCUUAAGUCCCAAGGAUUACAUCUGGAUAUUUUUCAAAUUGUUCUGGAAACCAUAGCCAAAAAUAUUAAAUGGCUAGAGAAGAAUCUUUCCAGUCUGAGGACUUGGCUACUGGUUAGUGUUUAAAUGUCAGUAGAAAGAG